UGUUCUUUUGUUUUGCUUCCUUUUUUUUUGCAGAGUGACGCUUUGUUUGGAAAGGAGUGUUCAGUGUAAACUUCAUUUUCGAAGAGAAGCGUAAAUUACAUAAGUUUAGGUAAUUUUAGCAUAGAAAUAAUUAAUUUAUAUGCAAACAGCGCACUGCCUGUCAGCGUGUGUAGCAGACUUACACUACAUCAUCGCAACAUAUAGCGAGUACAUGCACCCUUAAUGUGAUGACCCUUGCUCUGAAGGGGCAGUGUGUGGGUGUAGGAUAAACAACAAAGACAUUACACCGAGUGUACGUUUGGAAGUGUUCUGUCUCCGUGUAUCCAAGAGGGACAGUGUGAGGGUGGCGUCAUUUAGGAUACGAUAACACACCGUGUACAAGUCGCUGCAUCAAGUUGACGUUGUGAAGGUUUCUCUAUCCGUGUAUCCAAGAGGGACAGUGAGAGAGUGGCGUCAUUUAGGAUACAAUAAGAGACGGUGUAAAAGUCACUGCACGCUGUGUACGUUGCAAGUGUUCUUACUCCUUUUAUCCAAGAGGGACAGUGUGAGGGUGGCGUAUUUAGGAUACAAUAACAAACCGUGUACAGGUCGCUGUACACAGUCUACGUUGUGAAGAGUUCUGUCUCGAUUACAGCAUAGGGGAUGGUGAAUGGAUACCCGUUCUUCUCGCGUCGAUCCAGCAGGCGCAUCUUGAAGCACCCGAGAACCCACAAAUCGUCCACGAUGAUGCCGUCGGGCUUACCUCGCCCGGGCAACAGGAAAGACAGCGCCAUACGGACGCUGGUGGCGGAGACCCUGGUUCUAGCGAAGACCCAUGGCUACGUGGAGAAGAUUGAAAGUGAACUCGAGGAGGAACUUCGCCGGGAUUUAUGGGAACCUCCAGAACAAACUGUUGCAAGAUGGCGCCGAGAUGGUGAGAAGAUUCUCAAGAGCAAGUACAUGCUUCUCACUGUUGUUCUCUUCUGUGUUACCGACUGCGCCCUGGUCCUGGGUGAACUCAUCCUAGAUUUACACAAAGUGAGAGACACAUUGGAAAAUUCCGAGCAGAUGGUUGAGACAUUUAUUCUGAGACUAAGGACACGAUAUCCUGUGAACAUAAACGAAACAGACAGCACAGAAAUCGAACAGGUGUUUCAGAAAAUCUUGGAAGCCAAUAUUUCUUGGAAACAGGAUAUAUUACAUCAAAGUGAUUCGCAUUCGCAUUGGCAUAAGGAUACUAUGCUUCCUCAUCACAGUGAUUUACGAUUUCGAAGGAACGUGGUUAGUGAUUCCAGUAGCGUCGGUAAUUACACUGACGAGAACAGGACUGCAAUGGUGGAUCUGUUAUAUCACAAAAAUUUCCACAGCGUAGAAAAUGACAUCGCACAUGCAUUCCAUUAUGCAAGCAUAUCUAUAUUAGCAAUACUUGUCAUAGAGACAAUUUUGAAAGCAGUAUGUGCCGGAAAGUCUUUCUGUCAUCGAAAAUUGGAAGUUUUUGAUGCAAUAAUCGUUAUAGUGUCUUUCUUGGUUGAUCUGGUCUUUCUGAAUCUGUCUCGAUUUAAAAUCCAGGAUUUUGUAUUUAUCUUGGCCUUUCUUCUCCCAUGGAGAGUCAUCAGGGUUGUAAACAGUUUGGUUGUGUCGGUCAAGGAUCAUGAGCACUUCCGUUUGAAGUUGGUCUACAGCCGUAAGAAGAAAAUACAACACAGUCUCAGAGAAACCGAAGUCAAAUUACAAAUAUACAGGUGUCAGUGCAACGCACUACGAAAACUAUGCAUAACAGAGGGCGUGGACGAGUGGAGGGUGGAUCAGUUAUUACGUAUUGACGAGUACAUAGUCAAUAAAGCGGGCAAAAGUAAGUGCAAGAUAAGAAUAGACGAUUCAUCUGUGAUUAUUUUCAACGACAAAAAUGAUAUCCCCAAACUUUCGCCUCGUCCAUCAAUAUCGAAUCUGUGUGACCUAAGAGGUCGAGGCGGUGUCACGGCUAUCAUCGAGGAAGAAGAACCGUUGACGCCAGAAAUCACCGAGCUUCAUGAUGACCAUCCCAAAGACCCAGGAAAACAAAAUGGAGUUAUUGAUGUUCAUUGCUGAUGCAAUUCUACAAAACAAAUGCAAUAUUUCUGGUUGUUGUUGUUUUGGAGGGAUUCUUCACAUUUAUAGAUUACGUUUUCUAGUUUGGAGGUGAUGUACAUAUUACAAUAUUUUGAUGUAUUCACAAAUUUGAAUUGUAAAUUGUAAAUAAAUAAAGGGUUUGUGUGUAUCAUUUCAAGUUGUACAUAACCGAACUAGUUAUUUAUUGCUGGAAUAGAAAGCGUUUAUCUUUUACUACCUGUCACUGACAUAUUAUACAGCUAUUGGUUAGAUGAGUAGAGUAACCAUUAAAGUGACAUACCCUAGAUCUUAAACACUAGUUUUCACUAUUAAAUCCGGGAUUUGUUUUUAAAAAUUAAAUUAGAAGUACUUACUUUUUA
Gigantopelta aegis is the source of this 2447-nucleotide messenger RNA. RefSeq lists its product as uncharacterized. Bases 643 to 2067 code for a protein of 474 amino acids. Gene Ontology annotation, molecular function: voltage-gated proton channel activity. Lineage: Eukaryota; Metazoa; Mollusca; Gastropoda; Neomphalida; Peltospiridae. The transcript has 9 exons. Gene Ontology annotation, biological process: proton transmembrane transport. Gene Ontology annotation, cellular component: plasma membrane. The record is from RefSeq and is a predicted model, not a curated record.